GCCUUGCGCCGUCUACAGGCAGGAGGUUACUUUUUACCGGAAAUAUUUCGCGAGGAUGGUGGUGGAUAGUUGACGUUACCUGACAAGAUGCACAUAUGGUUUACGGUUGCUUCUGGCAACCCCUGCUAGAACGUUGUCCAAUGAAUUUUCUCCUAUCACUGACAGAUAUUUUAAGAAAUAGGUUGUGAAGAAACCACUCGCGUACGUCAAGACCUGAUCCAACCCACCGUAGGGAAUUUGGUAGUAUUAAACAAAACUCUUACAAAUAAUCAUGAUCAUCUUUACAUCUGUCGAGGUUAGCUAGCCUGUUGAGCGUGCAUGGAGUGAUCGUUUAGGUAGCUUAAGUCUUUAUGCUAGAGAGGAGUUGAUGUUCUGGUAUGAUUAUAUUAAGUGUAUGCGUUUCUGGCAUCUAAUAUAAAUUCGAUAAGUUAAUCAAGAAAUUGGGGCAAAUUAUCGAAAUUAUCUGAUGAUUUAUAAAGAAUGAAAACUCGUGAUUCUUCAGCACCGUUGCACGUUCACGUGCCAGAGACCUUACCUGUACAUAUCCACUUGAAGAGGAUUCAGUACUGCGCUAUUAAGAAGAAAGAGGUGAAAAUCAAGGGGGAUGUUGAGAACCAUGCAGCUGCCAGGGCGCAGACCAGACGGGAUGACGCAUACAAGUGGGAGUUGUCUGAUGAGGAUGACCAAGAGCAGAGGAAGCAUGGCGAGGCUAACAAAUAUGGCCGGAAGAUUGAUAGGCUAAUGAUGGAUGUUGGUUCUCCAAAGAAUGUGCUGAGGCUCUGGAAGAAUAAGCGUCUGCUGGAUCACCCGUCUGAGUAUCCUAGAGCAUGCCAGCGUGUCAUCAAUGAAGGGGAGCUGAUGGAGGAGGAGCUGCUGGAUCAAACCAAAGACCUUGACCUCAGAGGACAAGACAACAUCUUACCCCGACACUCCAUAAGAAAGUUGUGGGAGACUGGCCACUACAGGGCUGAUUUACGGAUUCUACAUGGGGAAAGAGACAAGCUACUGAGGAAGCUGGUUGAAGCAGAGAUUGAUGGGACGGCCGUGGCAACACAGUUGACAGCCCUGAAUGAGGCCAUGGGUAGCACGAAAAAGGACAAGCGGUUGUCUGAGGCGGAUGCUGCCCUGCUUAGUAGGCAACAGAAGUUGCUGAAAAAGAAGAUUGAAACAUUUGACAGCACAAACCGCUCUCUCAGGGAACUCCUUAGGGAGUGUAAUGAACGAGAGAUCGAAUUGCUGAAGAUGUCAGAUCCGAGGCAAGACCUACAGAAGAGACUGGCUGAUACAGAAGCAGAAAUAGUGUGUCUUACUGCAAAACUCAAGAACAAAGAGAAGGAAACCACACAGCUUGCAAAACAUUUGAAUUCUGAAAAGGAAAAUGUGAAAACCACUGUAGAGCUGUGUAAAGUUCUCGAGUGCUACAGCAGCCAGUUGAUUGUUCAGUUAAGCAACAAAGAGACGGAAAAUGACCGCCAGGCUGUUCAAAUUCAAGAGAUGGAGCAGACCCAGGAUCACCAACAGGAGAAGAUACAAGCCCUGCUGGAGGAGCUGGAGGACCUGAAACAACACAGUAAAAAGGUCAAAGAGACUCUGAAGCAGGCCAGCCAGACACUAAGGCAUAGGGCAAAGCGCAGUGAGGAUUCAGCCAGGCAGCUAUCUUCACAGCUGCUGGAGAAGGAGACUGAUUUGGCAGAGGCCCUUUCCUCAGCGGACAGUUGGUGUACUCGUCACUCCAAAGAGGGGACUCUUAAGAGCCAGCUCCAAGUGGAAAUCACUCGUCUCAGGAACCAUGUAACUGAGCUGACUGCCCUGAUCCACACUGUGAAGGAGAAAGGAUGUGCUGAUACGGAGGGGCUCCUGGAGCAGCUGCAUCGCCUCACAUCUGACAACUACACCAACAAACUGGACAACCAGAGACUAAAGACCACCCUUUCUGCUGCAAAGGAGAACCUGACACAGUCUCAGUCUGAAGCCCAGCAGCUGAAGAGCUUAGUUAAUAAGCUAGAGGACUGGGUGGAAAACUACAAGAGCAAGAGUGACUAUGUGCAGGUUCAGGUGGCUUGUUUGGAGUCAGAGGAGUACCGCUUAAAGGUGGAGAUCUCUGAGAAAAAUGCACGAGAGAAUAAAGCUGACCUGGAGAGAGAGACAAAGCAGGUCAGGAGUGAGCUGCUGGGACGUCUGAAGGAAUUGGAGCCUCUGUCUGGCAGGAUGAAAUGUUCUGAGUGGCUGCUGAGGGAGGCCCAGGGUCAGAUACGCACCCAGGAGAGGAGAAUCGCUGAGCAAAACAACGCCCUCUCUGAACUCAGAUACAAGGUGGAACAACAGGGAUGUUUGAUGGAGACUUUUCAAAAAAAGAAUUUGCUCUUGUUGGAGGAAAACCAAAAUUUCCAGCAGAAGAUAGAGAGCAUAGAGAGGGAACUAGAGCAGGCAAACAUGCAGAACAGAGGUAUGGUCCAGGAAACUGGAAAGCGUGAGGAGAUUAUCCAAAACACCCAAAAACAGUUGGAGGCACGGGACCGGGAGAGCUGGAGUCUCUCCAUGCAGCUGGAGCAGGCCCUUAAAGAUGGACAGGAACAGUGCCUGGAGUGGGCCUCAGUCAAAGACCGGUCCAUCCAGGUCAGUGCUCUGAACCUGGAGAGCCAGUUGAAACUAAGUAAGACAGAGCUUAUUCAGUUACGAAGAAGCAAAGAGGAUAUGCAGCUACGAUUCCAAAAUCAGUUGAAGAAUAUAAAGGAAAGACUGGAACAGUCCAAAUCUACUAACCUCAGUCUGAUAAAUUAUGUUACAUUUCUCAAAACGACAUAUAGUAAUGUGUUUGGUGACGCUGUGUUAUCAAGCUAUCUCAACACAAGUACAAACACUCACCAAUCUGAUUGAAUAUUCCUAGCAUUACAAAUCCGAUUCCAAAAAAGUUAAGACACUGUACAAUUGUGAAUCAAAACAAAAUGCAAUGAUGUGGAAGUUUC
Messenger RNA from Esox lucius (northern pike), 2966 nucleotides. Its product is annotated as outer dense fiber protein 2-like. The coding region runs from base 481 to 2877 and encodes 798 amino acids. Gene Ontology annotation, cellular component: centrosome. The record is from RefSeq and is a predicted model, not a curated record. NCBI's taxonomy places the organism in Eukaryota, Metazoa, Chordata, Actinopteri, Esociformes, Esocidae. The transcript has 18 exons. Gene Ontology annotation, biological process: regulation of cilium assembly.